AUCGAUCGCGAUUUGUUGUCCAGCAAGAAACGAAACGAAACGAAACGAAACGAAUCAUCGAAUGGAGGUUUCCGGCAACGCAGACGAAGAACUGCACCGGCAGCAAAGCAUCCUCCUCCGGGAGGGCCUAGAAGACCUAAUGGAGCACAUCCAGCAACACCGCCACGAAGAACCCGYGUCCUCCCUCGAGGAACGWUACCUGCUCCUCGUUUCUUCCUACCCACCCGAAUGCCUGCGCUCCGCCGUGGCCAUGACGGACGCCGACUUGUUUGCCUACCGCCACARCGACAACGACAACGACAAMGAUUGCCCGUCUGGAGCAGCGGAGGUUCCGGUUCCUUCCGAUGGCAACAAAAACAGAGCCAGGGCCUUCACGCAGCGACUCCCGAUCCACCUGGCCUGUGACAAGGCCGCGCCGCUAUCGAUCUUCCAGAGCCUCCUGGAGGCCGAUCCCUCUACCGUUGGAAGGCCCGACAAGUGGGGGGACCUGCCGAUCCACACGGCCUGCAGCCGGGCCGCGGUCUCCUUCUCCGAGUCCGAUGCGGGCGAUCCCCUGUGGAACGGACCCACGAGCCUUGCUUCGGCCGCCCGCGACGAAACGGUGGAAACCAUCCGGCUCCUCCUGGAGGCCGACGUCCACAAAACCACGCUCUUUGUCCGGGACGUCUACGAGUCGCUUCCCCUGCACACGGCGGUCCGGUACAACGCCCCGCCCUGCGUCGUGGAGAUGCUCCUGGACGCGGAGGAGGAAAGCCUUGCUCGGAGGGACGCUUGUCCGAGGCCUUUGGCACCGUUGUCGGCCCUGUACACCGAGGGRCUCCACGGCCAGGUCCCGCUCACGGUGGCCUGCCGGAGCGGGAAUCCCUCCCCGGGGGUGCUGGGGCUCCUGCUGGACCGRGACGACRACCGCAAYGGCGACGGCUUKYAUCCCUCCACCGCCCUGCACAGGGACGCCACGGGCAGGUUGCCCGUCCACGUGUUCAUGCUGCGGAACACCUGCGAGGUGUCGCUGCGGACACUGCUCAACGCCAUGCUGGGCUGCUCUUCGAACCGCAACAAGAGAGGACAGGGUGGCAGCCGGAACAGCAUCCUGCGCAUCGGACUGGACGCCUGGAAGGUCCAGCUGCGGAGGGACCUCAUCGAGGGAACGGACGCCUCCGGGAGCAACAGGCAGGGACUGUACGAGCGCGACUUUGUCACCCGGGACAAGCUCGAUGUCAUUCGUGCCGAGCUGGAGGUCCUGUACGAGAAGUGCAUCGCCCUGGAGCUGGUGGUKUGGAAGAACAGCAUGGACAUACGAGAAAAAGACGACGAAAGCAGUGCGGGGGGGACGCCGCCGGAAGAAAAAUGCGACAAAAGCUCCGAACGAGACAACGGAUUCCGAGAGCGUUGUCGCAUCGUUGGUGGUGCCGAAAUCAUCGUGCCGAACGUCCUGUCCUGGCUGGAAGACGAGCCGGUACAAAACAUAUUGGACACCUUUGCCUCCUACGGAUAUCUCGGCAGCGAUGUCGACAAGAACUGAUGAAAUGGAUCUCGAAUGGUGAAAAAAUCGAAUCGAAUAGAAUCCAUUGCACACCAAACAAAUCGCCAAGUGAGAGGAAUUCCAAGAAAAGUCCGUUAUGUUGUUGCUUCUGUCUUGUAUGUAUCGGAUUGUUACUGUAAAUAUUGUUUUGUUUGAUACUCUGAUGCAUAAGUACGUGUAUGGAUGCGUAUGCGUGCUGACUUGGUGCUCUUUUCGUCUGUUCGAAUACCAAAUCUACUCUGCUUUGCAAGACUAUGAGCCAUCACRAGACACGUCUUGGUUCCGUGAGAUAUGUGGCGGUAUAGUACCCCCAAGUGCCAGGCRGUGGAGAAGAAUGGGCUAGAACUGGAAGUGCCUGUGUAGCCGGAUAGGUUGGGAGGGAAAGAGGUACCCUGGGAUUGAAAGAC
Pseudo-nitzschia multistriata is the source of this 1929-nucleotide messenger RNA. The record is from the annotation of a GenBank genome assembly. Lineage: Eukaryota; Bacillariophyta; Bacillariophyceae; Bacillariales; Bacillariaceae.